Messenger RNA from Rhodamnia argentea, 873 nucleotides. RefSeq names its product outer envelope pore protein 16-4, chloroplastic. The record is from RefSeq and is a predicted model, not a curated record. Gene Ontology annotation, cellular component: TIM22 mitochondrial import inner membrane insertion complex. Gene Ontology annotation, biological process: protein insertion into mitochondrial inner membrane. Bases 136 to 528 code for a protein of 130 amino acids. The transcript is spliced from 6 exons. Lineage: Eukaryota; Viridiplantae; Streptophyta; Magnoliopsida; Myrtales; Myrtaceae. Gene Ontology annotation, molecular function: transmembrane protein transporter activity.
UUCUCUCGGCGGCCAGGAGUCGUCGUCGUCGUGGCGUUGCUUCCCUGCUAGAACCUACACCCUCUGUGACUUCGCUCUGUAUGCGCCGACUCCCAUGUCGCUUUUGCUGAAUCACAACGCCGAGGAAAAUGAGAGAUGAAGGACGAGCUGAGCGACGUCGUUCCCUGCUCUUCCCUCGCCGUGGAUUCCAUCCUCCGCGUCGGUACUGCAGGCGCGAUCUGGGGAUUAUGCAUAGGUCCAUACGAUGCUCGGAAAAUGGGCCUUUCUGGGAAACCUCGCGCUUACUUUGUGGCAAAAUCGGUCAGCAAGUUCAGCUUCCAAUGCGGACUGGUUGCUGGAGUUUUUACAGCUACACGCUGUGGCAUACAGAGAUACCGAAGGAGGGAUGAUUGGGUAAAUGGCCUGGUUGCGGGAGCUGUGUCUGGGGCAGCUGUUGCUGCAGGGACAAGAAGCUGGCCGCAUGUACUUGGGAUGGCUUGCCUUGUUUCUGUCUGUAGUGCUGCUGCUGAUUUUUCCAAAACAAACUAGAAUAUCCAGGUCUGAUAAAUCCUCGGUGCCGAAGAAAGAGGCAAUUUUUCCAGUUCUGCCAAGGCUAGUUGUCGGUAUCUUUUGGUUUUCAAGAAUCAUCUGGGAUACACAAUUCCCAGGCUGAUACAUAGAUUUGAUUCUUUUGGCAAUGAAACAAAGAAGGGGAUAAGAAAUCCUCGUCAUCUGCUUGUUGAGUCCUGUUGUAAAAGUCAUAACCUUUCUCAAAGUGCAUGAAAACAAUUAUUUACAUGCAUGCAAUACCGCGUAUACGUAGUGGCUUUAUGAUUGUUUUACGACACGGUCGUCGGAUACAAUUAAGACGAAGAAGGCUGAUCUGCUGCUGCA